AGCGAGGGCGCGGGUGAUUUGGAGUCUGGUAAUCAAGUUCGCGGCCGCGGUUGGGCGACAUGGCUGUCUCGGCUGAAUCCCAGUGGCCUGAGCACCUCGUCCCGCUGAAAGAAGUGGAUAAUUUAUUGCGUUGUGGGAUAUGCUUUGAGUACUUCAACAUUGCUAUGAUCAUUCCCCAGUGUUCACACAACUAUUGUUCCCUUUGCAUUCGCAGGUCUCUGUCCUACAAACCUCAGUGUCCUACAUGUUGUGUGGCGGCUACAGGACCUGACCUGAAAAAUAACCGGAUAUUAGAUGAGCUGGUACAAACCUUUAAUUCUGCAAGGCAGCAGCUGUUCCAGUCAGUCUUGGACUUUCCACCAGUUUCUCCUACAACAGUGUUGACUAAGAAGGCUUCUGUCAAAGAGCAUGUUCUGACUGCUCCAGCUAGUUUUGCUUUGAAACAGGAAAAGCAAUAUAAGGACAUCAUUUUUGUCAAAGAUGUUUGCAAACCUAAGAGACACAUGAAACUGCCUGAAACAGAAAGUAAAAAGAUCAAACUAAAGCAUGAAGAGAGUCUGUGUUCUGAAGAGGAUUAUGAGAUGGAAAGCAAUGAAGUAGCAGGUACAAGCCCUGUAGGAGGCACCAAAAAUCCUGAAGUACCUUCCACAUCUGCCACAAAAGUCAUCACAAAGGUGGAGUGUCCGAUAUGUGGCAUUCCUGUUCAAGAACUACAUAUAAACAAACACCUUGACAUGUGCUUAACAAGAGGAGAGAAGAAGGAGAGUCUUCGAAGCUCUGGAAGAAAGCUAUUGCCCAAAGUGGUUUACAAUUUACUUUCUGACCGUGAUCUGAGGAGAAGACUAAAAGAAUAUGGGCUAUCCACCCAGGGAACAAGGCAACAGCUUAUUAAAAGACAUAAGGAGUUUGUGCAUAUGUAUAAUUCACAGUGUGAUUCUUUAAAUCCCAAAUCAGUUGUUGAAAUAGUAAAAGAGCUAGAAAACAUUGAGAAGACUCAAGCACAGCUUGAAUCCAGUAAACCUAAGGAAGAUAGCAUGACAUUUACAAAGCACCAGACGGAGAAUGAAAUAGAUGAAAUUCAUAGAGAUUAUCGGAAGAAACACAAAGUUGAAUUUCAGCAUUUAAUUGACCAAAUGAAUAAGAGAAAGAAAAAUGUAAGUAAAAUCAAAAUGGAUCCAAAGGAACCACUGCAGAAAAACGCAUCCAGUGAAGAACUUCCUCUAGAUACUGGAAAAACACAGAGUGUUGAACAAAUAGACCAGGCCUCCAUUUCAAAUUGCUUGCCUGAAUCAGAACCUCCAGUCUGUGGAAAAAGUCAAUCUGUUGACUGGCCUGAAGUCAGAGGAUUGGGUCCUACAUGCUCAUUUCAGUCCUCUGAAUCUUCCAACAGUAACAGAUUUCCAGCUAUAAAAAUGACAAAGCAAAAAUCACAAAGGUCUGGAAGAAGUCAACUCCUGUCCAAGAGUAAACGAAGAAAAAGAUAGCAAACAGAUACCGAGCAUUACAUUGAAAUAAGGAAACUUAUGGAUGUAAGCAUCCCAUUCUAAAUGCAUUUUCUUGGAAGCAAUUUCCAUUGCAGGCAGUAUAAAUCAUUUCUAAAUAAACACGCUGUUACUAUUCAAAGCACUGAAACAGUUGUAUGACUGUGCUGCAUAAAAAGUACCUAACGUGGUUUCUAUUAAAUCUGGCUUCCACACAAAUAGAGCUGGCAUUUUUUGCUUUUAAAAUGCAUACAGUUUAUUUAGAUACUUGUGAUUUUCACCUAUCCAUCCCCACCAACCUUCACUGCUUUUGUUUUUUUCCUUAAUUGGGUGGGGUGAUUUGGGAUGGUUUGCUUGCUUAUGCCCAAAACAAGCCCAAUUCAUAAAACAUUUUUAGGUGGUGGUGGUGAUAUAAGUCUGUUCAUUUCUGUAAAGAAAAGUGCCAACUUGUUAGGCCUUUUGAUCCGCUUGGAACAAAGACCAUUUCCAAACUCGAACAAUUGCUCCCUGCUUAAUUUUCUUGGAAUAUUCUUUGAUCUGCACUCUUCUGUAGAAAAUGCAAUGUUUCUUAGGGACUAGGAUUUUGAGUCAGAUGAACAGCACUGACACAUGAAACAAAAUCAGCACCCUUGGUAGUGCUCUAAAAUAACCCUACCAUACAACGGUGUUGUAUUCCACUAACCCAUUUGUCAGUGGAAUAGAGAGGCAGGUGCUCCCUUCUUCCCCCUUAGCCUCCGAAUCUAUUCAGGAAGUUUUGGGAACUUUCCAGAGCAGAUUUGGGAGGACAAAUAUAUCAUCACAUGGUUUUCUUUUCCUCUUGCUUGGAAGGGAACACUGGUGAUGCUGUUGCCGCCCCUCAAAAUUCAGUUAGUACAAGAUUAUUUUUUGAUUCUACAUAGUACAGCUAUACAAAUAUUUAGCAUUGUUUAGGUAAGCUAGCAUGCAAACAUUUUCUAGUUCCUUUUAGUACAGUAAAAAAAAAAAAGUAGAAGGACUUUUUUUAAAAGUGUGGAAAUCUAGUUAAGUUCGUGGGUCGACAAAUUCUGGAUAAUUAAAAGAAAUUUUGUUGUUGCCAGAACUUCCUUUCCCUGGCUUUGUGUUGCUUUUGAGAUGUAACAUGCACAUGGAUGAGUGGUCAUGAACAGGAUGUUGUGACCCACAUCCCUGUGUUUGCAGUGAUCCGAUGGCAAGCACUUCUGUACAAAUUGCAUGAUCACUGGCAAGCAUAACAAUCCAGUAUGUAAUUGUUCCAUGACCAAACUGCUGGUCUGCCAGAUAUGAACUAAGAUUCCGUGUUUGGAUCCUUGUGCUCCGUAGAGGCAGGAACAGUUGUUUUGCCUCGAUCCACGUACUCCAUCUCAAUGUCCACCCGCUGUGAUGUUGCGCUUGUAUAUUACAGAUGUUGUCCAGCACCACAAACAUGAAAUAUGUGUCAGUCUCUGCUUUGGAAGUACACAGAGAUGUUAAUCAUUCCUAUCAAGGGCUUGUUAGACCAAAAUCUGGCAGCCAUCUUACAUGAACAACUACACCAAAGAAAACCUCUAUGGUACCUUGGACUUUGAACCAUAUGUUGUGCCUUCAUUUGUUUGAUUAAUCAGCCAUCAGUUUGCAGGCAGUUUGUAUUUCUGAAUAGCUUCUCCCUUAGAGACUUUGGCUUACACAGUAAAUAACCCCUUCCUGGAUGUUUUAAAUAUUUAUCAAUAGAAGUAUUCAAGGUUAAAACUUUUCUUUGCUAACUUCUUUGUUGUGAAGUUUAAAAUUUAUGCAAUUAAUGGAAUACUUUAAAGAUUUGUGAAAAAUAUUUUUUUUGCAAAUUACAGUUUCAAUGGCAUCCUCUAAUGCUAGAAUAUUCUCCUUCUAAAGCACUGUACCCAUGCAAUGUGCU
Varanus komodoensis (Komodo dragon) is the source of this 3366-nucleotide messenger RNA. RefSeq names its product RAD18 E3 ubiquitin protein ligase (gene RAD18). Gene Ontology annotation, biological process: DNA damage tolerance; protein monoubiquitination. Gene Ontology annotation, cellular component: Rad6-Rad18 complex; nucleus. The transcript has 12 exons. The coding region runs from base 60 to 1484 and encodes 474 amino acids. The record is from RefSeq and is a predicted model, not a curated record. Gene Ontology annotation, molecular function: ubiquitin protein ligase activity; single-stranded DNA binding. Lineage: Eukaryota; Metazoa; Chordata; Lepidosauria; Squamata; Varanidae.